Molecule: messenger RNA, 367 nt
Organism: Durio zibethinus
Lineage: Eukaryota; Viridiplantae; Streptophyta; Magnoliopsida; Malvales; Malvaceae
Source: RefSeq, a predicted model, not a curated record
UGAACCUCAUUUCAUGGCUCCUCCAACAGAUCAUUCCAAAAGUGAUGUUUGUAACAUUAUGAGACUCAAAUGGAUGUCCUUUGUUUGGCGAAAAGUUGCUGGAUCCAGUGAGAAGAAACUUCCCAGGGAUAUCCCCCCUGGUCACUUAGCUGUUACUGUUGGGGAUGCUGGCAGGAGGUUCAUCAUAAAGGCGGAUUACUUAAACCAACCAGUUUUUCGUCACCUGCUAGAUCAAGUAUAUGAAGAUUAUGGUCCUAAUAAAGAUGGUCCUCUGGUUAUACCUUGUGAUGAGUGUCUCUUCAGAGAUAUUAUUCAUUCGUUGGAUGGUGGGCAGGUCAGAUGUCUGUCAAUUAACCUAGCAUGUUAA